CCCACAAUGAAGACAAUCAUAGUGUUAUCUGCAUUGGCGACUAUCGCCAUUGCAGUACCAGUGUGGGACAAUGGCAUCAAGCAAGACCCUCAGCACAACGCGAUACACAAAACCAUCAAACGCGAAAGGAAGUCCACCAUUCAAGAAUCUCCAGCUGACCUAUCAUUAGACAACGAUGAGUCAUCUCUUACUGGUAUCUCCAAGGAGCCACUCAAUCACAAAACACAUAGUUUUAGAAAACCGGUAAUAGUGAAGAAGAAAUUCGGGUACCAAAUCUUCAGAGAUUCUGAUGAAGAACUCGCCCAAGCUCAACCCCGCGAAAACUGCAGAAGGCAGUUCAGAUUCAAGCUCUGCGAUGAAAGUGAUGAAACCGCUGUCAACAACAUGAGAACAAUUAACACUGAAAAUGUUGAGGAGAGAGACGUUCAGCAUAGUUUGAAAAUGGCUAAGGAAGCAGUUGAAAUAUUGCAAAGGGAUCUACAAAAGAUCGAAGAAAGCACUAAAACCAUGCACAAAAAUCAUUUGGAAGAAGAUAUGGAAGAUAAAUUACACAGGAACAUUGAACAUGUUAAGGAAGCAUCUCAAUUAUUAAAUCAAAAUAUUGGAAACCUUGAUGCUCUCGCUUUAAAAGCAAUCUCGUCCAAAGAAAUAAACCUAGAGAAAACAGACUCAAAAUUAGAAGAAUCCAGAAUGGCUCAGUGGAAGGAAGCAAUUGAAAAUAUUCAAAAGAAUGUUGAAAUUGUAAAAAACAUAGAGGACACAUUUAAAAGUGCAGAGCUAAGCCAUACAUUAUCUGGUGAAGAUCUCGAUGUAUCGAAAACAAAACAUAUUGAAAAGGUAGAUUUAAGACAUCAUACCUUGGAGAAAAACGAAAAAACAAGAGCAAACACAGAAGAAAACUUAGAAGAAAAUAUUCAACAUAAGAAUGCUGAACUUGAAUCUGAUAUGGAAUCAUAUGCCACCGAAGCCAAACAAACACAUGCUAGUCUUCAUAGUGAUAGUUUGAAACUUGAAAAUGUCAGAAACUGGGAUAUAACUGAAAAUGUAAGAAAUGCUGAAAUUAAUGCUAAGCAAGAGAAGAGUAACCUUCAAGAGUUUAACAACGAAUCACCACAACAGAAAACAGUAGAAGAAAAAUCUUUGGAAACAUUAAAACAAGAAGAAAAAUCUGUCCAUCAUACUGAUGCAGAUGAUUUUCAAGACAAAAAAGAAACGAAAAAGACAGACAUAAUCAACGAACUAGAAAAAGAUACUCAUACUAAGAUUCAGCAUGAAAAAACUGUCAACACCGAAAACAACGAAAAAUUAUUAGAAAGAUCCAAUCUGAAUGUCGUUGAAGAGGUCAGGAAACAUAAUAUGCAAGAUGAAACAAUUUUAAAAUCUGCAGAAGACAAAAACAGUGUGGUAAAAACAAGCGACUCAAUAAUCGCUGCUAUGGAUAAUAAGCAUAUGAAAAAUGAAGUAAGAAACGAAGAAAAAGAUUCUGAAGCGUCGGAAAGUAGGAAUAUUCAUACCGAGGACAUGUUUACAGCCAAAGAAGCUUUAAAUAAAGAUUCGUUAGGUGUUGAAAAAUCUGAUGAAAAGAAGUCUAUUAUAGAAUCUAACUUAAAUUUAUUAAAUGCAGAUGCUAUGAUGCGUUCUGCAGACGAUGUUAACGAAGACGUAACAUCAUUAAAAAAUGCAGAAUUAGGUGAUGCUAGUCACCUUCAAAUGCGUGAAGCCAUAGAACUAACUUCUGAAGAUAAGAAAGAAAAAUCAGCUACUGAAAAAGAACAUGAGAUCAACACCAUGAGUCAAGCCGAAAACCUUAAAGAACUUGAGCGGUUACGUAGCGCAAUGAAAACAGACAACAACGAUAAGACAGGUUUUGAAAAGUCUGGUGUAAUCGAAUCUACUAAAAUACAUGAACACGUUGAUUCUAAAACAACUGCAGACAAGCAAAUGAAUCAUAACAUUGAAGUUUUUCAAAAGUCGGUUGACUUGAAAAAUACUGAAGAAAAUAACAAAAAUUUUGCAAAGGACCAAACUACAUCACUGAAAAAUAAAAACGAAAAAAUGAUGGAUCAAGGAAACAGUAUGCGAUUUGUUGAUGAAUAUGCUGAUCGCAACUUACCAGUCAACGCUGCCGAUUUAGGAAAUGAUUACCAACAGAGAAUGUCAGAGAUGGAUUAUUUUAACAAUAUGAAUUUACAGCACAAUGCACAACUGGAAGCAGACAAAAAUCUCGACUUUCAUACAUCAUCUCAUAUUAACCAAGGUAUGUCCGAGUGGGACAGAAAUCAGCAACACUUCCACUCUAUGUUACGACCACCACCUUUCAUGCCCUGGAUGCACGACCGCCUCAGAAGCAACGUCGACUCGCAACUUGGAAACCAUCAUGAAAACUUGGGAAAUAUGCAGAUAGAUCACCAUCAACACGAACACCAUUUCAACAAUAUGCACUCAGACGGACAUCAUCACCACCAUCACCACGCAUUGCCAAUGGGAAGAUUCGUUAACAACAUUCAAACAGGCAUCAACCACGAUCUACUGAAUGGACCAAUGAUGAGGGAGAAUAUGAUGGAAAACGGAGGCGCUAUCGAUUUAGAUACUUCAAUGCAGCCUAGUAUGAAAAUAAACAUGCGAGAUGCGUUAGAUCAAAACGGAAUGAAGUGGAAUUAUCAACCAACUGGAAAGUCUGGCUUUGGCUCGGGAACAGUUGGUGUAUUCCCUAACGCCAAUAGCGGAUGUGGGAUUCCGUUGCUAUUAAGCUGUUCACCGUCUGUUGUGUCUGGAAGUUUGGCGAAGCAGUCCUCGCUCGGGUUUUCCGGACACAAUUUCAGGUCUGGUGAUGACAUGAGAUUUUACACAAAGCGUGAUGCUCAGGGAAUAAAUGAAAUCAAAACAACGAAUCUUAAAAACUUCUCAACUACUAGUUGAAAUGGAAUCUAUGAACCGAUGGAAUACGGUCGAUUAUUGCACGACAUGAACGAAACGCUUUCAUUAUUUGAUUGUAAAAAUAGGUUAAGUUAUUAUUGUAUUGUAGUUGAAAACACAUCACAAAGUUAAUAAAGCAUUUUAAAAUA
Molecule: messenger RNA, 3065 nt
Organism: Pieris rapae (cabbage white)
Lineage: Eukaryota; Metazoa; Arthropoda; Insecta; Lepidoptera; Pieridae
Product: ERC protein 2-like
Exons: 1
Coding region: 7-2919 (970 amino acids)
Source: RefSeq, a predicted model, not a curated record